Molecule: messenger RNA, 2661 nt
Organism: Cylicocyclus nassatus
Lineage: Eukaryota; Metazoa; Nematoda; Chromadorea; Rhabditida; Strongylidae
Source: the annotation of a GenBank genome assembly
UCAGUUGAACGUUCUUUGCUGGCGACCGUUGUGUUGCCUGGCUGAGCCAGAUGCGGGUCCUGGCCCGACAGCGCUGCGACGACCGCGCGCGCGAGUUCACAAGAUCGCUCCAGCUGCGAUUAGCAAUGACGGAAGCCGAACGGAGGAGCUUUUUCAACUACACAAGUGCUCGUGCGCCUGGUAAGCGACAAAUAAAGCCAACAGCAGCCGUGCUCGAUCUGGUUUUGCCUAACAACGAAGAUGAGGAGGACGACGAAGAUUUCGUGGCUGACAACGAGAAUGAAUCAAAUGAAGGGUCCGAUUCUGAGGGCAGUGAUUCCGAAGAUUCCGAUGACAGUUCGGGUACUACUUCAUCAAACGCAGAUGAUAAAAGUGUGAAAGAGCACUACGGGAACUCCGUUUCCGAAUUGGUUAGUGUUGCUGUCGAGCAACCGCGCAUCUGUGCUCUCUGCCUCAAUCUGUCGAGUAUAGCAAAUAGCGAAGAGGUCAUGCAGUGUGACAAAUGUGGCCUUACCGUGCAUGACUCUUGCUACAUGUCACUAGACGUUAGUGAAGAUAAUGACAGUACCCAAUCUAGUUCAUCUACGGAACCUUGGUUUUGCGAGCCAUGCAUUUUUGGAUACAAUGAGCCGCCGUACUGCGAAUUAUGUCCCUCCAGAUUAGGAGCUAUGAAAAGAUCAGACGUUGGAGGGCGAUGGGUACAUCUUGUUUGCGCUUUGUAUACUCGAGGCAUAACGUUUGGUGAUAUAGAUCAUCUGACCGCCAUCAGCUGGCAAGAAAUGGAUCACCGCAAUUUUGGGAGAAAGAGCUGCAAUGGUUGUACGGAUGUCCUGGAGGCGCGCUCCGGUGUAACCACUCGCUGUGAACUAGGGAUGUGUAAACAGUAUUAUCACGCGACUUGUGCUCAAAGGUUGGGACUACUAGUAGACCACAGCGAGGGUUACGAUUCUCACCACUCACCUCGGCUUGGUGAUAGUCAAGGAGUGGAACCCCGAUAUAUAAAUUGCAGGCAGCACUCAAACCCCGAUGAAGUACAAGUCAAAAGAGCUGCCGCAGCACGUUUUCUAGCUCAGGAGGAAAGACGACUUACACUGCUUAGAAGAAAAGUGCUUUCGGAAAGGGAAGAGCGCAAGCGACUGAGAGCAAGGCAAAAGUAUGAGAAGCAGUUCCAGUCUCUCGUUGGAGUCACUAUCUGUUUGCCUGAGGCUUUUCAUGAUAAGUUUGAGAAGAAAACCCGCCGUGCUCGUCAUCUGACAACCUCGCCGGAGUUUUUCGAAUGGUUUCAAGAAAAAGCUGAAAUAAGUGGCAUCGAACCGGAGCAAUUCAAAAAGGAGUUUACGCGCGUUUCUGGCGAAUCCAUACCUUUUCUCUCACCCGGAUUUUCGCCGCAGUUCUUUGAGUAUCUGGCUCAUCGCGAGCAGGUCGUUCUUGCUGCCGAAGAAAGGAAGCUGAGGUCUAUUAAUGAUUCGAAGGCAGCCCUGAAAAAACAACUUGAUACACAUAUGACAAAGUUGAAAUUGAAUGAACAGUCAGGACAGCUAGGGAGAGAGCGCAGUGAGCGCAGAAAACAGUUAGCGCUCGCGUUCCAUGCUGCUCUCAUGAAGCUGGGUGCUAAGAAAUUACCGUCUUCCUCGUCAUUUUUCCUCGAAUCCAUAGAGAAAAACGGCAGCAUUGGGAACAACGGUUUUGUCAAGGAUAGGACUGCGGAUACUCCAGACACCCCGGGAAAGCAUAAAAAGGAAAUGUCCAUCAGUGUUUGUAAGGAGUGCGGAAAAAGUAACGAUCAACAUCUGAUUAUCGGCUGUGAUUCUUGUCAUGAGUUUUACCACAUCGGCUGUCUUGACCCACCUCUUGAAAAAGUUCCAAAGAAGGUUAACUGCGAAUGGCACUGCGCAGAUUGUUGUGAGAAUAGUGAUGAAGAAGAUCUUGAGGAAGCUGCUGAGUGCUCAAACGACGGAAUUACAAGUAGAAGGCUGCGCCAGCGCAAUGAAACUGCCAAGGCUCAGCGUCUUGCUGCAGCUGAGGAAGAAAAUCGUGUUUAUCGGGCUGCAAUUUUAGCCCGUAGCAGCGCACAAAAGAGAUCUCUGGAUAGAAAAGAGUCCACUAAGCGCAAUUCUCGUGAGUUCACUAGUCGAUCUCCCACGGACGUAAAAAGACGCAAAUCGGAACCAGCCAAUGGCGAGAAAGUAAAUGGGAUUACGAGCGCUUGUCCAUCCUAUUUAUCCAACGAUGAGGAGCUUGGUGAAGACUGUUUCGUGAUUCUGGAUGACGAUGAGGUGGAGCUAUAAGCUGCCACUUUCCUCUAUAUUCAAAAUAUAUGUUUUUUGCGUAACUAUAUCAGUCUGUGACUUUUUUGCACUACUACUUUUGUAUGUUUUCUUCUUUUUUUCGGCCAAACAGCUAAAAUUUUUGGUAGAGCAUAAAUGGUGUACAAUAUGUACAGAUUUAAACUUUAAUGUAUGCAGAUUUUGUUAUGGCCGUUCCAGCUUCCAGUUGGCAUGCAGCGGAUCCCUGAUCCGCAUCUUUCUGUAACCUUUUUAGGAAUAGGGAUUUGUUGGGUUCUUGGUUCAAAUGGUUUAUAUGGUUGGCUUUCGAAUGUUCUUUCAUUUUAUCCUUUCUUUUUUUUUUCUAUACAAACAAAUUAGUCUUCUAUUCAUUCUU